Suillus subalutaceus is the source of this 1520-nucleotide messenger RNA. RefSeq names its product P-loop containing nucleoside triphosphate hydrolase protein. Gene Ontology annotation, molecular function: GTP binding. Bases 298 to 1461 code for a protein of 387 amino acids. The transcript has 8 exons. Gene Ontology annotation, biological process: tRNA methylation; tRNA wobble uridine modification. NCBI's taxonomy places the organism in Eukaryota, Fungi, Basidiomycota, Agaricomycetes, Boletales, Suillaceae. The record is from RefSeq and is a predicted model, not a curated record. Gene Ontology annotation, cellular component: cytoplasm.
UUUUCAUGCUACCAGGCCAGGGGCGUUGCUGAUGGCCUCGAAUAUCUUCACUCCCAAGAUGUCGUUCACGGCGACCUCCAUCCUGGGAAUGUGCUCGUAGAUGGUUCCGGGCACCCACGCCUCACAGAUUUUGGUCUCGCGACAGUCGCAGGGGACGUAGAGUCGCAGUUGAAUACGACGACCGCAGGCCGCAGCUUCAAUCCUCAAUGGCGUGCGCCUGAGGUCAUUGGAAUCGACCCGGAGGCUGAACUUGUACGACCGAAUUUCAAGAGUGAUGUAUAUUCUUUCGGUAGUGUCAUGUUCUUUAUCGUGUCAGGGGUUAUACCGUGGAACGAGAAGAAAAAUUCAAAUCAUAUCAUCAUUGAGCUAUCGAAAGGAGCUAUUCCUGCACGUCCUGACAACAUCCUUGACGAUCACUGGAACUUGAUCAACAAAUGCUGGUCCUGGGACCCCAUGUGUCGCCCAGAGGCAACCGAAGUCACUAGAUGCAUUGCAACGAAAAUUGCCACUAUUAACUUGAAUUCAAGAGAGAUUGAAAUGGCUGUUAGCACUAUACAGAGCUCUCCUAAAUGGAGUUCAGGAGAGACUAAGGUAGCCGAUAGCACUAUACAGAGCCUUCCUAAAUGGAAUUCAGGAGAGAUUGAAAUGGCUGAUAGCACUAUACAGAGCCCUCCUAAACGACAUAAAAAUAUUGUCGUCUUCGGCGCGACGGGAGCAGGCAAAAGCUCGCUCAUCAACCUUAUGGCGGGAAAGGAGGUUGCCACCACAUCUCCUGACACGCAACGUUGUACGAUGCAGUGGAAAGACUAUACCAUCGGUUUCGGUGGCGACUCGUAUGUGGUUUUCGAUACCAUCGGGCUGGAGGAACCACAGCUGAGAAUCGGAGAAUACCUCGAGUCUGUCGAGAAUGCCUAUCGGCUCAUCAAGGAAUUGGACAGGCAAGGCGGCAUUGACCUACUUCUAUUCUGCGUUCGUGCCGACAGAGUCACUGCUACGAUUCAGAGCAACUACCGGCUCUUUCAUGAAUUCAUCUGCGAGAAGAAGAUUCCCAUUGUUCUUGCGAUCACACAUCUUGAAAGAGAGCAGAGGAUGGAGGACUGGUGGGAAAGAAACCAGGCCACCCUCCAAAACCAUCGGAUCCAGGUCGCUGGUCAUGCGUGCAUCACUGCCGCCAACAGAUUGGACGGCAGACACCAAAUCCUUUAUGAAGAAUCGCGCAUCACGAUCCGCAAUCUUGUUAAGAAAUUUACUGCUGACGGGCAGAAGCAAACAUGGAUAGGAGGGGACAACCUGUUCGUAUCGUUAAUGCGCAAGCUGAAGGAGUUACUUACAGCGAGUUCGUUUGUGAGAAAGAAGGAUCUUGUUUCUCGUCUGACGAAGCGUUGCGGUAUGUCUCGAGACGUCGCAAGUCAGUUGGCUCAGAUGAUCAAGCAAGACGUAGUAGAAGCCAGUAGUCCUUAACUUCCCUAUUCUUACAUAGCUAAUUUGCCUGUGUACUCACGCCGAGUCCUGUAUUUCAC